GUCUGCCGCCACUCGUCCCCUGGGACUGACCGACCAUACCUGCUGCUGUACCAGGCGAUUGUUUUCAUUGCUACAGUUUCCACAGCUUUUGUAAGCAUGGCCUGGCUCCUCUGGGCACUGGCCACAGCCGCCACCGGAGUCGCCCUCACAGCAGCUGAUGGGGCAGGGUACGGUGCGCCCCAUGCUCCAGCCCCAGUGCACUCCUACCAUCCGCCACCUCUAGUUCCCUAUUCCCCCAUCCCUAUCUACGCGGGAUCGUCGAGUGGGAAAAAGGGCUUCCGUAGUGGACUUUCUUUAUUCGGAGGCAAGGGUAAGGGAAGGGGUAAAAAGGGCAGACCUGGCAGGGUCAUCACCCCAGUGCACAUCCCAGCCCCGCCUCCUAUAAAGCAGCACCACUUAGUGAAUGUCAAGGUGCCUCAGUGUCAUCCUCUGACGCACUACAUCACCCAGUACGUCACCGAAGCACACCCUGUCCCACAGGUGUAUACUGAGUACGUGGAGAACGUGGUGCCGUCCAUCCUGUACAAGACCAAGCAUGAGCGUCUGGUAGAGACCUCUAUUGUGACGGAUGUCGUUCGAAGUAUAAUCACCGUCACCCACACCACAUCUGUUCCAGUGACCCGGUACAGCUCUGUCACUGAGGUGCUGACACAAGUGGAGACCAGUAGCGUGUACCAGACCACGGUGGAGGUGAGCUACACACCAGUGUAUAGAACCACAGUGUUGACAGAAACACAAACCAUCACUCAGGUGGAGAGUGUCCCAGAUAUCCGCGUGUCUCUCGUCACCAAGUCCAUCUAUCUGCCUCCCACAGACUAUAUCACAGUUACGGAGCCCCGUGUGAUUCCGUCUCCGGUGUUAACAUCAGCCGUUCAGCACUUCACCGUCCAUCCACAACCGCACCACCCGCCCGCCCAGCCCGCGGGAGGGUAUGGGCCGCCUGCAGUCACUGUCACCGUCAAUGAGCCCGUCUACCAGGAAGUCACUACUACCGUUUACCAUCAGAAUUACGUCACUCACACGGAGUACCAAACGCAAGUGGUGACGCAGACCAAUUACCAGGACGUGACCCAAGUGGUGACAGACUACGUAACAAUUAAGCCAGAGUGUGGUGGAAGCGGCUACGGCUCGGGUCGGCCAAGCCUGCCACUCGAUGUAACUCUACACGAGGCCAGUAGAGAACUGGACGACAUCUUCAUCAGCCACAAGCAGACGCCGCAGCUUUUCGGCUCUGACUGCAGCCUGUGUUAGCCGCUCUCCUCCCAUACGUUUGUUGGCUGUUUCCCAUCCCUAGGCAAUGUCAUGCUGUUCCCUUGCCCAUUGUCAUCCACCGUUUGUUCACACUUCACAAAGCACUGCUUCUCCUGAGGAUGCAGCUCUUUCCAGAAGCUCCCGUUGUUUGAAGACGGGUUUAGUUAUACGAGUAUAUCAUUAAGUUACUUCUCUUUAUUCUUGUCAUUUUGUUUUCAAAUGUAUUUAAGUACAAACGCACACAUGCGUUUAUUUGUCUGAAUGUAUGUAAGGAGACCCAUAGACACGGGUACGGAAAGGCACGCAAUACGGUAGAUAGGAAUGUAGACAAGUUGCAGGAGGGGGAAGUUGUUAGCAGCAGGGAUCAUCAACCAUAUCGUAUCUUGUUUUACUUCCGUUUUUUCUAUUGUUAACUUCGAUUUUUUUUUUUUUUUUUUCAAUACUGAUCGAUCACUCUGCUUUACAACUUCAGCAUCUGUAAUCGUGAUUAUGUUUUGAAGAAAUAAAUGCACAGAGAGAUAGAUAAAAGACAGAUAGAUAAAUAGACAGACUUAGAUAGAUGAAUAGAUAUAAAUACAUAUAUACAUAAGUACAUACAUUCAUGAAUAAAUAGACUAGAUACAUAAAUAGACAGAUAGAUAAAUAGAUAGAUAAAUAGGUAAAUUGAGAUAGACAGAAAAAUAUUUGAGAGAGAGAGAGAGAGAGAGAGAGAGAGAGAGAGAGAGAGAGAGGGAGAACUUUUAAUCAUCGAUCGACAGAUAAAUAAAUGGACAGGUAGACAUACCAUACAUACACAUGUAUAUACAACAUACAUGCAUAUCAGUGUACAAUUAACUGACGUUGAUCAUAGUUUUUUUGUGUGUGUGUGUGUGGAAAUACUUAAAAACAUAUCCUAUCCCUUUUCUCUCUCUCUCUCUCUCUCUCUCUCUCUCUCUCUCUCUCUCUCUCUCUCGUCGGAAUACAACAAUCAAUGGUUUGUUGCUACGCAGGUUGAAAAUAUGAGCAUCAAAACACCAUCUAGUCUAAGUACUUUUUAUAUUUUUUUCUUUAUAUUUUCGUAUGAAUGUGAAGUGGGUAGACUCAAAAUAGGAAAGAAUAGAUGGAAAAAGUCAUUCGUUAAGGUUCCAAUUCAUAUUUUCUCGAUUAAAAGGCCUUCUAAAAUUUCCCGGGUUGAUUUGAAAGUAUAAUACCAAGGUCACAUCCCACUACAAGGCCCUAUUCAGUUCACACAGUGUAUGCCCUCCGCUGCAACUGUUGUAGUUUUGGCACGCACACACAAUCCUUCACACAUUUCGUCGUCUCUCUAUUACAGUCAUUUAUCGUUAGCUGUAUUCAUAUGUAAAUGGAUGUUCUGUUAUGUUCUAAGAUAAGAUAAUAUAUAUAUUUGCAAACUA
Portunus trituberculatus (swimming crab) is the source of this 2645-nucleotide messenger RNA. RefSeq lists its product as uncharacterized. The transcript has 5 exons. Bases 97 to 1251 code for a protein of 384 amino acids. NCBI's taxonomy places the organism in Eukaryota, Metazoa, Arthropoda, Malacostraca, Decapoda, Portunidae. The record is from RefSeq and is a predicted model, not a curated record.